AUGCGUGUGAGAUUAAGGGAGGGUAACGAGCAGAUGAGGAAUUAUUGGAACCUGGAAGCCGCAGCGAUAUAUUAUGUAGUACGGCCACUCGGCAGAUGCGCCACGAUUGGAUGUUACAAAGAGAUGUGCUGCGAAUACACUAUCUACAAAGUUGGCAGCGAGGCGAUUCCUGAUGCUCUCCUCCCUCACGGAGAACGUGAAGAAGAAACAUGGCGAAAUCCGAUCCAGGUGCCAGUUAGUCGAGACCUAAAGCAUCGACUUUUAGCUGUAUCACAGGCUGGUGAGGCUGACCAAGUACCCGAAUCUCCUGUUUUUGGCUUUGUCGUAGUCAUCGCAGUGUCGGACGAUCGAACUAACUUCACGGUACUCAGCCCCUCUCCAUAUGAAUUGCCAAACACAAAUCUUCUUCUAACCAGCCUUUGCUACGUUGAUCCAGAGCAGUUUUGA
Messenger RNA from Protopolystoma xenopodis, 447 nucleotides. Lineage: Eukaryota; Metazoa; Platyhelminthes; Monogenea; Polystomatidea; Polystomatidae. The record is from the annotation of a GenBank genome assembly.